Molecule: messenger RNA, 3109 nt
Organism: Polyodon spathula (Mississippi paddlefish)
Lineage: Eukaryota; Metazoa; Chordata; Actinopteri; Acipenseriformes; Polyodontidae
Product: stAR-related lipid transfer protein 6-like
Exons: 6
Coding region: 1153-1776 (207 amino acids)
Molecular function (GO): lipid binding
Source: RefSeq, a predicted model, not a curated record
CACCGAUUUACAAAACAAUUAAAAAUAAAGUUAAGUUUAGAAUUAAAUCAGGCCCUUUAUGACGUGUUGAGAUCAUUAUUUGGGCCAGUGAUUGUGAGCUAAUGACAUGACAUGAAUUGUCAAAAUGUGACUGCUUUCACCUUUGUAUGUUUUCAGUAAACAGGGUCAUGCUAUUUUUUUUUUUUUUGCCACAAUCCACUAUAUGACUGAUUACUUAUGGUUAGUGACAUCUGUCACGUGACACUUAAAUCGCAGAUAUUGGAACAUGGGUUUGUGUACAACCAUAAAAUACUAUUAAAAUCAAUUUUAAACUGUCGAGGCAAAAUAUCACAGGGUAUGUUCAGUGUUAACAUUGUAUACAGUCAUUGUGCUGCAUGUGGAAGUUAAAACAGUUAUAGCUGUAGGAAAUAUCAAAACAGUAAAACUGGACAUUUCAAGUUUCUACUAAUAUCCAACGGCCUGUAGUUGCUGAUUGAUGUGUUUAAAAUAGGCAAAUACGUUUAAAGAGAGUCAUGUAACAUUAAGUACUAAUCUGACAAGUUAUUGUAAUAUGGAGUUCAUUUUGCUCAUUUUCAAAUGUGGGUACACUGUAUUAUGGUUAAAAAUAUACAUAUUACUAUAAUACUAACAUGUACCACAGGCUACCAAUUUAGUGUUUGCAAUAAUUGUAAAACGAAAAGGACCAUGCCAUGUUAGAUGAAGCACUUAUUUGUCAAAAAUGCCGACUCCUGUAGCCGUGGCGAAAACAAGAUAGAUUAUAUUUAAGUGGCAUAAACAAUUGAGGACUGUAAGGUAUCUGGUUCGCACUCAGCCCCUCUGGGUUUCACAACCGUUUUAAGUAAUUCUGCUGUUUUCAUUAGCAUUAUUGCCUCUUUCAGGUCUUCCAUGAUUGCUGUGGAUUAGGGGUUACUAUUUUCAGUUUUUUUAGAUGGCUCAGAUUGUAGUGCACUGAUGAAAGUUUCCACUGUGUCAUGUGUUGCACACAACAUUAAUAAUCCCUUUUACAUUUAUGUUAAUAUGCAAUGAAAAACACUAUAACUAGAUACUUUUUUAAUUGUGGAAUUGGUGUCUGUUGUUUCGUGGGAUUUAUAACAGAGUAGUAGUUUUGCAAGAGAAAGCACUUCUGAUUAUUAUUUUGUUUUUUUGUAAAAGAUGGAUUACCUCCAAAUAGCAGAUGAAGUUGUCCAGAAGAUUUGGUCAUAUAACCAAGAUGAUUCAGGGUGGAAAUUGGCCAAGAAUUCAAAGAAUGUCACUGUGUCCUGGAAGCCAUCCAACGAAUAUGCAGGAAACCUAUAUCGUGGAGAGGGUAUAAUAGAAGAUACUCCUGAGAAAAUCAUUCCCUUCAUGUACUUGCCUGAAUACAGGAACAAAUGGGACACAGCUGUGAAGUCCUACACAUUCUUAGAGAGGAUUGAUCAGGACACUGUGAUAUCUCACACUGUUACCCACAGUUAUGGACUGGGACUAAUUUCCUCAAGGGAUUUUGUUGACCUCAUCAAUAUUAAAAGAUAUGAAGGGGGCAUUGUAACGACCAACUCUGUGAGUGUGGAUUACCUGAAAUGUCUUCCAUCUCCAUCUCAUGUACGUGGACACAACAACCCCUGUGGAUACAUCUGCUCCCCGUUGCGAGAGGCUCCAGGGCAUUCUAAACUAGUGGUGUUUAUCCAGCCUGACCUUGGAGGCAUGCUACCGCGAUCUGUAGUGGAGUCUGCCAUACCGAACAACAUUGUCAACUUAAUCAAUGACACACGAACAGGAAUAAAAGCAAUGUGCUAGUACUGGGAAAAAAAAAAAAAAAAAAAAAACAUUGGGUGGAGGAACAAAUCACAGUCAUUCCAUAGCCACCAGUUUCACAUGCCAGAGGGAAUAAUAAAUGUGGCCUUCUGGCUUCUGUAACUUAAAAAAACUGCAAAAAAAAUGGACUCAGAAUUAAUAAACCAAUUACUGUUUCCCAACAAAACGUAUGUUGCCAGAGGAGACAUAACUGAGCGUCUACACAACAGGGGUUCCAAAACUAAGAGCCACGGGAUUGUUUCAGGGGCCAAAUGACCUUGAUAAAGCGAUGUUGCCCAGACCAGGGGGUCAAUCAGUUUACACGAAUGCUGCUGUUAGGUGCACUAAUAUAAGCAAUUAUAUCAGUGCACUUUUUAAUUAUUAUAUACAUUUUAUUUUAUUAAAUAAAUAAAUGCAGUAUUUCUGCCAACGUAUGGCUUCUUUUACAUAAAUAAAAUAAACCAUACUGCUCCCGCUUACAUUUACAAGCAGGUUGCAGUCAGACAGUGUAUUGAAUACACUUUAAACGCAAAUGCGCACGUUUAUUUUGCAAACACAGAACAGACAACAAACAAAAACACAUUAACACAACUAAAGGCUUUUAUCAUCUCACUUUUGAUAAUAUAACAACUACUUUGAAAGCAUUUAAUAGUCACUCUACUUUGAGUUUUGCUGAAUACAUUUUUUUUUUAAAUGGUAAAGAUGCAUUAAUGUUUUUACAUGAAAUACAAAUUUUAUUACAAAGAAGUUUAUAAAAUAUGUAUGUACACACAUGCACAAUGCUGAUUAUUCAACGAAUUCAGCUUGGCAUGAAAUAUUUCAAUAAAUUGUUAGACUGAGUACUUUUGGCUAAAGUCUGUUUAAUUUCCUUGGCUGCUCUUGCUUUACCAAUAUGUUUAUUGACAUGGAUUUUAGAAACAGUUUCCUGUUGUUUCCACUUGUUUAACAGUUCCUGCUGAAGCUCUGCAGGCAGUUCUGAAAACACAUUUGGGUCCAAGUGGGAGGUAACCUGGUCUGCUGGAUUUACAGUCUGAAGGUCCUUUGGGUCUGUUUCCAUGCUGGAUGAACUGUGUGGCUCAGUGUGUUCUCCACUGCUACCAGCGACCUGUGUGCUGGAGUAGUCAAUAUUAUUUUGUUGGAUUUGUGCAUCUUGUCUGCAUUCAACUGACUAGGAGUUUGAACUCUCCGCUUCAGCUGUGGAAGAGAUUAAACUUGGACACUGUGGAUAAUGCCGCAGAAAGUGUGAAAUGUCACCUUUUGAGGCUGUCUUCUGGAAAAUCUUUUUUUUCUGCUUGUAAGCACUACUAGAUUUCCAGAAAGCUUUUGACAAAGUCCU